Peromyscus leucopus (white-footed mouse) is the source of this 4002-nucleotide messenger RNA. Its product is annotated as integral membrane protein DGCR2/IDD-like. The record is from RefSeq and is a predicted model, not a curated record. Gene Ontology annotation, cellular component: membrane. Gene Ontology annotation, molecular function: protein binding. Lineage: Eukaryota; Metazoa; Chordata; Mammalia; Rodentia; Cricetidae.
AGCAGGACGGCCGCCAUCUUGCGCGAGCCGGAAUCGCGUCCCGCUGCUGCGGCCUGGAGUGCGCGCGAGUCGGCGGCGUCCCGGUGCAGCUGCCCCGCGUCGCCGCGGCCCAGCCGGACCCCUCGCCCGCCACCUCUCUGUCCCCGGCCGGAGUCCGGCCUCACGCCCUCCUCCGGGCCAGGUCCGGCCUCCCCGCGGGGUCACGCCGCUGCCCCGGGGACGAUGAACGGAGGAUAAAUGGUGCCCAAGGCAGACAGCGGUGCCUUCCUGCUGCUCUUCCUGCUGGUUCUCACCGUCACCGAGCCGCUGCGGCCAGAGCUCCGGUGCAACCCUGGGCAGUUUGCGUGUCACAGCGGUGCCAUCCAGUGCAUCCCCCUCCCCUGGCAAUGUGACGGCUGGCCAACGUGUGAGGAUGAGAGUGACGAAGCUGACUGUCCAGAAGUGACUGGAGAGGCCCGUCCUUAUCAUGGGAAGGAGACCUUGGACCUGCGGCAGGGGCGGAGCAGAGGAGGCGACCCCCCACAGUUCCACAUCGUGAACAUGGCUCAGCCUGUCCGCUUCAGCAGGAAGUGCCCAACCGGGUGGCACCAUUAUGAAGGCACGGCCAGCUGCUACCGGGUCUACCUCAGCGGAGAGAACUACUGGGAUGCCGCGCAGACCUGCCAGCGCGUGAACGGGUCACUCGCCACUUUCUCUACUGACCAGGAGCUGCGCUUCGUCCUGGCCCAGGAAUGGGACCAGCCAGAGCGGAGCUUCGGCUGGAAAGACCAGCGCAAGCUGUGGGUUGGUUAUCAGUAUGUCAUCACUGGGCGGAACCACUCCUUAGAAGGUCGCUGGGAGGUAGCGUUCAAAAGCUCCUCAGAAGUGUUCCUGCCUCCAGACCCCAUCUUUGCCUCCGCCUUGUCUGAGAGCGACCAUGUGUUCUGUGCCCAGCUCCAGUGCUUCCACUUCCCUACCCUGAGGCACCAUGACCUCCACAGCUGGCAUGCUGAGACCUGCUCCGAGAAGUCCUCGUUCCUGUGUAAAAGAAGUCAGACGUGUGUUGAUAUCAAAGACAAUGUCGUGGAUGAAGGGUUCUACUUCACUCAGGGAGAUGACCCGUGCUUGAGCUGUACCUGCCAUCGAGGGGAGCCUGAGAUGUGCGUCGCUGCCCUGUGUGAGCGGCCCCAGGGAUGUCACCAGUACCGCAAGGACCCUAAGGAGUGCUGCAAGUUCAUGUGUCUGGACCCAGAUGGCAGCAGCCUGUUUGACUCCAUGGCUAGUGGGAUGCGCCUGGUCGUCAGCUGCAUCUCCUCCUUCCUCAUCCUCUCGCUGCUGCUUUUCAUGGUCCAUCGGCUGCGCCAGCGGCGCCGGGAGCGCAUCGAGUCCCUGAUUGGAGCGAACUUGCACCAUUUCAACCUCGGCCGGAGGAUCCCUGGCUUUGACUAUGGUCCAGAUGGGUUUGGCACAGGCCUCACCCCGCUGCAUCUUUCUGACGACGGGGAAGGUGGGACGUUCCACUUCCACGACCCUCCACCUCCUUAUACAGCUUACAAGUACCCAGACAUGGACCAGCCGGAUGACCCACCGCCGCCCUAUGAGGCUUCCAUCAACCCGGACAGUGUGUUCUACGACCCUGCAGAUGACGAUGCCUUUGAACCCGCGGAGGCCAGCCUGCACCCAAGGGACAGUGGCAUUGAAGGUGCAUUGCCCAGGCACUUGGAUCAUCCGAUGCCUCCUGCAGAGACCUCCUUAGCAGAUCUGGAAGAUUCCACAGACAGUAGCAGUGCCCUGCUGGUGCCUUCUGAUCGCCAGAGCGGAAGCACCCCAGCUCCCGAAGCACCACAAGGUGGUGGGCGCCACCCCCGUGGCUCCCUCAAUACUGUGGUUUAGGUGGCUCAGCUCCUGGCCCCAGUGGGCUAGGAGUAUCUGUUUCCUGUUCAGAAGACACCUAUCCCAGUGGGAGACGUCCAGGCGGCCUGUCGUAGCCUGGACCUACUCCACUGCCACAUCCCACCAGCAGCGGGUGUGUACAUAGCAACUGAAGCCAGGCACCCUACAGGAGCAAGUGCCUGUGCCGUCUUUACUGGAGGGCUUCUCAGUCGUGAGAAGCUUUGGGUCAGUCUCAUUUGUAAAGGGCAGAAUGGCACAGGUGUUCAAACCACACAUUUCCAAGAGAGCAGAGGCGGUGGGCUGUACUCACACCAGAUACAUCUUUGGAUGGGCUUGCUUACUGCACUCGCCUACAGAAGCCACUCGUCACCAGUGACCAACCACACCAGUGUAGACAGCAGGGCAUCUAGGAGCGGCUUCCGGGGAAGGCAUGUGCGGCUGUGCACUGGCUCUCUGGGGCGUCCUGUCCGGCCCAAAUGCACAUAUCGAGGUGCCAGUCCCGGGGAGAGAAUUGAACUUGCCGCCCCAUUUCUAGCUUUGCUUUGAGGCCAGCACCGUGGCAGCGCUCUCCAUGGCAUAGCUCUGCAUGGCUCCCCAGGAGUAGACUCUAGACCCCUUGGAGGGUUGGGCAUACUGGCUUUUCUCUGCCACACUCUGGAUCCCUGUGCUCUGCCUGCUGGUGAACGACCUUUGGGUCUGGCCAGCCCCUUCACCCUGUCUGUGCCAUAAAGGGUUGGUGGUUUGGGAAGGGAAUUGACUCCAGUAGACAUCCUGUGUUGAGUCCUCUGAGUCCAUGUCACCUGUGGCCACUGCUGGAGCCCAGCAUCUGCUGCCACACACAUGCCUCCCAGCCGCUCCACAGCACUGGGCACCUGGGACCCUGUGGCCAACUCCAUGCAGUGGUCUUGUUUCCUGACACAGGCCUUCAGCAUUUCUAAGGUUUGGAGAUUAAGCAAGGUUCUGUGCAGUUUUUAGCACACAUGUCUCUUUUCUAUGUUGGAUGUCAGGAUCUUUCUGUAUCUAUGUGUGUCCUCACAUGGCCAAAUGUUUGCAGGUGACGAUGGUUCUCGGGAGCUCAGGACGCCCCGUUACCCCACAUGAGCCAUUUGCCCUGGGGCUACUCUUAGACCUACGUGUCCGAGCUGCUUCCUAGGCCGUGGUCCAGCUAAGAACAUGAGCGGGAGAAGUGACUAAGACUCCAGCUCUUUGGUGCUUGAUCAGACCUGCACAGUUCUAGGCACAUUUUUACACUGCUUGGAAACCUAUGUUUCCCCUUCCCAUAGGGAGCAUCUUUAGGCUGGAUCCCCAGGGCUGACUGGAGGUGUGAGACUUGUCCCUAGAUAGUCUGUCUCAAGCUGAGCCCGCAGGCUAGCUGCUGCAGACAUCUCUCUGCCAAAGGCUUUCUCCUCCUCCACCCAUGACGAGGGGAGCAGGAAGUUCGUCAUACCUCCAGCAAGUACUGAGUGCUGGGCACAGGCAGCCACGCUCCAGAGCAACAGUGGGAUUGCCUUGGUGCCAGACCAUCCGCAAGACUCCUAAGGACCACACAGCAGUGCCUCAGAAGGCCAUAUGUACAGACCGAAAUUCUCUGGGGACCAAGUGACUGUUGGGGUUGGCCAGGGCCUGAGUCUAGGAGGCAGAGGUGAAGAGGGUGGCCUGAGGGGGACCAUGGUGCUGCUGAGGUGGACCUGACAGGCUGCCAGGGACUGUCCAGCAGGCACUUGGGGUACAUGUGGCCUGUAUUUGGGACUGUUCAUACUAUUGCUGUUGUAGUUCCAAGUAAUAGGGUCUGCCACCCUCUCCAGAUCUUAGGUGAGUAAUCGCAGGUCCAGGAUUUGCUAAGGUUUGUGUUUCCUUGCCCAUCCCACAAGGCCCCAGAGGGACAGGCCAAGCUGCCGGGAGUCCCCUUUCCCAGGACUGCCUUGCCACUCUUCUGAGAGGCUGGGUGCCCUCUGACCUGCCUUGAAGUGGAAUUUGAUACUGUACAUUGUCUCAAUGCCUGUUUUUACAUACUCCUUUCACUAAAGGUUUUAGUUUGGGUGUAUUUUUGGUCGGGUUGGCAUUAAUCCUUUCUUAAGAUGCUGUGAGAACCAUUUCAUCCAAUGCCAAAUAAACUUGUGUUAUAGAAAA